Staurois parvus is the source of this 472-nucleotide messenger RNA. The record is from the annotation of a GenBank genome assembly. NCBI's taxonomy places the organism in Eukaryota, Metazoa, Chordata, Amphibia, Anura, Ranidae.
AUGCGCCCCUGUACCGCCUCCUCAUGCUGCUGCCAGGCCUGUAAUCUGCCAUGGGCCCCCGUACCGACUCCUCAUGCUGCUGCCAGGCCCGUAAUCUGCCAUGGGCCCCUGUACCGCCUCCUCAUGCUGCUGCCAGGUCCAGAGUGUGUCAUGGGUCCCUGUACGGCCUCCCAUUGCUGCUGUCUCUAUCGCCACACUCUGCCAUGUGCCACUUUCAGGUCUCCUCACACUGCUGGUGGUUUCCAUUUUUGUCAUAGGGUGCUGUAUGGCCUCCCAUUGCUGCUGCCUCCACCGCCACACUGUGGCUCCACACUCUGGUUUUGGCCCCGUGACUGCCCAAAUGAGUGAAGUGUGCGGUGAUUCUAAGAUCGACGGCACUCAUCUGCAUGUCAUACUGCCUGACAGUAUUAUUUCUCUUCCCCAGCAGACUCCAAGGGCAUUUAAAUUAAAGGUACAGUGUUCAGCACUAAUA